AUGUUGAGCUCCGUCGUGAACACUUCCAUCUCUUGGUGCCAAGCCAAUUUACCUGUACAAGCUGCCAGGGAAAGGAUUCCCCUCGUGAACACGAGUAUAAGGGUAGCUGACGCCUAUGGUAUGCCCGUGGUUGUUAAAGUCGACUCUAUCAUUGACGGUAUCAUCGGCAAGGGCAACUACUAUGUCGCUAAUGUUCGUGGUAAAUCCGUUGCUGCUUUCGAGGCAGUUGAAGGUCUGAGAGACUCCCUCCGGAAAAAGGAGGAAGCAGUUCGAAACAAGGUUGGUGAUCUCGUUGCUGAGAAGAAGAACGAGUUCACUAAUGCUAAGCACAUGGCCAUCACUAAGGUCAACAACACGUAUCAUGUAUUAUCUUCAAGGUUGCAGAAGAUACCAAAUUCCAUCGACUUCGACAUCCACGUAUUACUCGAUCAAGACAGUUGGCUGGUUGGUGCCAUGCUGGGCAUGAGGGGUCGUAUUCUGGCGAUCACUGCGAAGGGUUUGGACAUGACCCUUGGUGAAGAGAGACGGUCUGCCAUCUUUGAAAGAGGUUCUGUUACUUAUGAGAGAGCACUCGAUAUGGCAUGUGGUUUCCUUGGAGUCGAGCGUCGCACUACUGUGGCAGUCCCUACUAGUCCCAGUGAGAGCUCCCAAGCCGCCACUGAUAAGGUCUCCGAGACUAGCACGGUUGAGCCGGUGAACGUCUUGAAGGAGCAGAAGGAGUCUUUGAUGGUUGACGAGAAGCAUUCUGUUGUUAGGGUUGAAUCGAAGAAGUGCAAAAAUUCAGGUCUUCCCAAUGACCUGGUCCUGGCCGAUAUGGUCUUGAGAAUUGUCUCGGCGCUGGCCCGUGGGCAACUACGCUGGAAAAUGUCUGCUCAUCGUGACAUGUCUCGUCGACCUGAGCGCGGGGAAUCCGAUGCACCCCGUGCAUCGGAGAGAAGAUCUGGCCCUUACAAUGAGGAAGGCCGCAGAUCAGACUAUCGGAGACCUCUAAUGCCACCUCCAGGUAGCGGUCCUAGAGGAGGCCCCAGAGGAGCAGGGCCACCACCUCAGCGUAGGAGGGGCAUUGCCAUUGACAGAGCCCAGACCUGCCCCUUCCUCCUUCGAGUUUUCUAUCGCAUGGGAUCUCAUCACGAUGACGGUGACUUCGCCAAACUCGGGGAGUUGCCAGUAGACGAGGAGCUGCAGGUCUACACUUGGCCCGAUGCCUCCCUAAGGGAGAUCUCCGAUCUGAUUGAAGAUAUAUUGCCUGAGUCUCGUGGCCGUACCAAGAAGCUCAGCUUCAAACUCAUCUAUCCGGACAGGAGUGGCCGCUUCGUGAUGGCUAGGAUAGGGGAGGUUUUUAACAGUCACGAAACUUUCCCGGAUGGGCGUACAUUAGCCGAAGUAAAGUUCCAGCCGGGAGAUUUCCUCGACGUGGCGAUCCUCGAUAACGAGAAGCUCACAGCACCUCUACCAGAACGGCCCUCGAGGGCUCCUCGGAACCGGGCCCAGAACGGGGAAAUGGCUGAGAAUAAAGACGAGGGGGGCAAGAAGAGAGAUGAGUGA
This is a messenger RNA of Perkinsus marinus ATCC 50983, 1545 nucleotides long. RefSeq lists its product as hypothetical. Gene Ontology annotation, biological process: negative regulation of DNA-templated transcription. Gene Ontology annotation, cellular component: nucleus. The transcript is spliced from 10 exons. Bases 1 to 1545 code for a protein of 514 amino acids. Gene Ontology annotation, molecular function: transcription factor binding; transcription corepressor activity. The record is from RefSeq and is a predicted model, not a curated record. NCBI's taxonomy places the organism in Eukaryota, Perkinsozoa, Perkinsida, Perkinsidae.